AUGGCCGGUGGCACACCUAGCGGCGAACCCACCGUGGGCUCAGGCGAGCCUCGACUAAAAAGCCUUGCGACCCCAGAGACAAUAACAACAGGUUGUAUUGCCUGGGUCGAAAAGGAAGGUCAACCACGACGCGCCGAAAUCCUUAGUAUCAAGACGACAAAAAGCGGCAAGCAAUUCUAUUGCAAUUUUGAUAACUUCAAUAAACGAUUAGAUGAAUGGGUUCCUGUGAUUAGGCUGGACUUUACUCGAGAGGUCGAAUGGCCAAACCCAGAAAAGGACAAGCCCAAAGACCCCAAAACGAAGAAAGCGCCCGCUGCACAAUCCAAGAAGACACAACCUUCUAAGAAGUCACAAAAGAGGCCUGGGAAGCGGGAGCAAUCGGUUGCUUCAGAGGCAAAUACCCCACAUCCAUGGACUGAAUCCCAAAAUCGUCAGAAGUCUGCCUCGAUCGGGCCCGAUGGGGAAAGCCAAGCUCGCGCCAGUGUUGAUGGUGCAACACCUGGUGGAGGCGACGACAUGGAUGUAGAUGAGAAGGAAGCUGAAGUCAAAAGGGAACCAGCAGAAUUCAGCCGUGAAGUCGAGAUCGAGAAGCUCCGCACAUCCGGCUCGAUGACACAGAACCCGACCGAAGUAUCUCGAAUUCGAAAUAUCUCCAAGGUACAAUUUGGGCGUUUCGACCUUUACCCCUGGUACUUUUCACCUUAUCCCGAAAUCUUCAGUCAGGAGGAUGUGAUCUUCAUUUGCGAAUUCUGUUUAAGUUACUAUGGAGAUGAGAAGGCCUUUACGCGACAUCGACGAAAGUGCACGCUACAACAUCCACCUGGAAACGAGCUUUACCGGAACGAAGAUAUAUCAUUCUUUGAAAUCGAUGGUCGGCGACAACGAACGUGGUGCCGCAACCUCUGUUUGCUGUCCAAGAUGUUUCUUGACCACAAGACACUGUACUAUGACGUGGACCCCUUCCUGUUCUAUGUCAUGACUGCGCGAACCGAAAAGGGAUGUCACUUGGUAGGAUACUUCUCUAAGGAAAAAGAGAGUGCGGACGGAUACAAUGUUGCCUGUAUUCUAACCAUGCCGCAAUACCAACGCAAAGGCUAUGGUCGACUUCUGAUUCAGUUCUCGUAUGAACUUUCUCGCAUUGAAGGAAAGCUCGGGUCUCCAGAAAAGCCAUUGUCGGAUUUGGGUCUGCUGAGUUACCGACAGUAUUGGUCAGAGAACAUUCUGGAGCUACUUAUGGGAUACAACGAGCGUGAGGAGAAGGUCACGAUCGAGGCGAUAUCAGCAGCGCUGGCUAUGACAACACAGGACGUGGAGCACACCCUGCAAGCUCUCAGGAUGCAGGUAUACCACAAGAGCGACCACAAGAUUGUGAUUCCUGAGAAGUUGAUCCAGCAACGGGAGAAGACCAAGUUGAAGAGGAAACGAACAGUGGACCCAACCAAGAUUCAAUGGAAGCCCCCAGUGUUCACAGCUUCAAGCCGGACAUGGGGUUGGUAA
Messenger RNA from Fusarium mangiferae, 1497 nucleotides. Its product is annotated as putative histone acetyltransferase. Bases 1 to 1497 code for a protein of 498 amino acids. The record is from RefSeq and is a predicted model, not a curated record. Lineage: Eukaryota; Fungi; Ascomycota; Sordariomycetes; Hypocreales; Nectriaceae. Gene Ontology annotation, biological process: regulation of DNA-templated transcription. The transcript has 2 exons. Gene Ontology annotation, molecular function: histone acetyltransferase activity.